Messenger RNA from Zonotrichia leucophrys gambelii, 2582 nucleotides. It is a transcript of the gene CEP44, whose product is annotated as centrosomal protein 44. The coding region runs from base 240 to 1430 and encodes 396 amino acids. NCBI's taxonomy places the organism in Eukaryota, Metazoa, Chordata, Aves, Passeriformes, Passerellidae. Gene Ontology annotation, cellular component: centrosome; spindle pole. The transcript is spliced from 11 exons. The record is from RefSeq and is a predicted model, not a curated record.
CUGGAAGUGACGUCCGCGGGGAGGGACGCGCGGCGAGCGGAAGUGCCCGUCGGCUUCGGCGGCGGCAGAUUCGGUCUGCGCCCGCCGCACAGCCGGGGAACGGCGGAGCUCCGCCGCGCAGCCAGGGAGCGGCCGCGGGGCCUGGAGCGCUGCCAGAGAGCGGCCGCGGGGCUCCCGCCGCGCGGAUGCACUUUUUAAUGUUUAUUUAAUAACCUGAAAGAAGAAUAGCAUUUGGAAUAAUGGCAACAGGAGACCUAAAUGGAAGUUUAAGAAAAAUAGAACAAGGACUUCGCUUGUUAAAUUAUCCAAGAGAUGUGGAUUAUACAGUGUUAGUAAAAGGGGAUCCAGCUGCAUUUUUACCUAUCAUCAGCUAUUGUUUUACAUCUUUUUCAACUUGCAUAGCAGAGCUUUUGGUAAAGUGUGAUGUGGAACUGACAGCCAAGAGCGACUUGCGUUUUAUUGAAGCUGUUUAUAAGUUUCUUCGGGAUCAAUUUCAGUAUAAACCAAUUUUAACAAAAGAGCAGUUUCUUCAAGUUGGCUUUGCAGAAAGAAAAAUGCAAAUUGUUUGUGACAUUAUCAACUGUGUGGUGAAGAAACAUAAGGAGCUGAGUAACUCUAGUAAGGUUAAAUCCCAAACGAAAAAAAAAAUCAGACCUCUUAAAUCUGAAGUAUGGUCAAAUUGUGGUAAAGGUCUUGCUGAUCCAAGUCGCAGUGCUCUGAAUCCCAAACAGCAUACUCAAAAGAAGCCUCUAGUUGAACGACACUCAGGAAAUGAAGUUAGUGGUGAUCUUUGUCCACUACCCCUUCCAGCACAGGGAGGGACUGAGGAAGAAUUGUGCCCAGAUUAUGAUAUUGUGGAAGUUAACUGUGAACAAGUCAUAGAAGAAAAUUCACAAAUUGAGUUUUUAAAGAGUCAGCUUGCAGAUUUCCAAGAAAAGCUUCGUAAGCUAGAUUGGAUGGAAGAUAAGCUACAAGUUUUAGAAGAGAAACUGCAAGGAAAGGUGAUCGUAGAUGAGAAGGACUGGAAUAACUUACUGAAUCGAGUUUUGCUUCUUGAAACAGAACUGUUGUUACAAUCCAGAAAGAGAGACUUUCUUAAAGACUUCAGCAAUAUAAAUCAAAAAAGAACUUCUAGUAGCAUUCCAGUUUCCCUUGAUACAGAGAGGAAUGAGGAGAUGCCAGGGAGUCAUCUUCAGUCGUCUGGAUGCGGUUCACUGUUAUCCACAGACCAGUCUCCCAAAGACGUGACCAUUAAUUCUCAUGAUCUGACAGACAUUUCAAAGGAGACAAUAAGACAAAGAAUGGAAAAGAUAAGUAAAAUAAUGGAAGAAACCUUCAAAUUGUUCAAAACACCAAGCCCACCUCUGGGAAUACCUGCAAGCACAAGUCUUCAGACCUUGUCUCUGCAGCCUUGUGGAUACCAGAAAUAAUCUGUAUGUUUGUACAGCGUUAAAGUUUUAAUAUAUCAAAUUUGUAAUGAUCACUAGUGCUUUUAUUGCUUUGAAUAAAUAUUUUACUCAUGCAUCUGUGUAUUGAUUUCCCUCCCCACGACCACAAUUUUUGAUUUUAAAGACUAUUCAAAUAGCUUCUUCCCCCCUCCUUGCACUUUUGUAAAUUGAAGUCAUUACAGCAGUGUAUUCUUGUGUUGACAUUUGUUAGCAGUGUGCUAAGUAAUAUGUUUUUUAAAGUGUGUGGGCUUGAGGACUGUGGUUUACAUCCUGUUGGAAAUAUUCCAGCUGGAACUUGCAUAUUACACCCAAGAGGCAUUCUUACAUACCAUCCUACCAUCUGUACUCUUGAAUAAGUCUUAAUAAAAAACUUACAUACACAGUUUCAAAUAUGUACCUUUUUUGCUGUUUUUUUUUAAAUUUUAUUUUUAAAUGUAAGUUUUCAUGCUAAGCUGGAGAGCACCAACACUUAAUGGCUUCCAUUAACACUGACAAAGUGGGGGUCAGUUUGAUCCUAAACACAAAAAUGUGCAAGUAAGUCCACAGACUUUGACUGCAAGAGAUGUGUUGAGUGUUUUAGUGCUCUUACCCAACACAUUUUAAGACCAGCAGCACAGAUGGAGACCAGUCUGUAUACAAAGAAACACAUUUUCAUUAUUUGAAGCCAUAUUAAGAUUUCUGUUUAGAGACAUAAGUAGAUGUAAGACUUGCAUAAACAUAUGAUCAAACCAAAGAUGUGUGAGGCUUGAUUAGAUUUAUUUAAUUGUUUAUUGCUUUUUGUAAACUGGUAGCCUAUCAUAUCGAGGCUCCUUUGUGUUUUAAUACUUCAGUUUAAAAGAUUUUUGGAGUUUAAUAUUACAGACCAGUCGUAAUAUUUGGGGGGCAGAGUUUGCAGAUGAAGGCAAAAGCAGCUAUUUAACAUGCUGUAAAAAGUGAUAUCUAUGGUUUAAAAAUAAUUACGAUUUUUUUCUAUAACCAUAUGGAAUAUAAAUGGACUUUAUUUUACACAGAAACACAAGAGUUUAUGGCAAUCUGUGAUGUUAUAUUAACUAAUUCUGGAUUUUUUAGACUUUUGUGACUUCUGUGAUUUUUCAGUUGUUUAAAAAUAAAAGAACCUAUAAAGAUUGGAUCGUA